UGGAGGGAAAGGGCUGGGCCGCGCUCACCAGAAGUCCCCGGAGCAGCUGCGGGGCUGAGCAGGAGCGGCAGCGGAAGCUGCGGGCACCCAGCAGACAGUGGGUGCCAUGGAGUCGGAACCCUCGCUGUCCCCCACGCUUUCCCGCUCCAUCAAGGAGGAGCUGCUCUGCGCCGUCUGCUACGACCCCUUCCGGGAUGCGGUGACGCUGCGCUGCGGCCACAACUUCUGCCGCGAGUGCGUGACCCGCUGCUGGGAGGUGCAGACGACGCCCACCUGCCCAGUGUGCAAGGACCGGGUGGCGCCCGCCGACCUGCGCACCAACCACACCCUCAACAACCUGGUGGAGAAACUGCUGCGCGAGGACACCGAGGGCGGGCGCUAUGCCGGCCACCGCUCCCCGCGCUUCUGCCGCGCGCACCGCGGCCAGCUCAGCCUCUUCUGCAUUGAGGACAAGGAGCUGCUGUGCUGCUCGUGCCAGGCCGACCCCCGGCACCUGGGGCACCGCGUGCAGGCGGUGAAGGACACUGCCCACGACUUUCGGGCUAAGUGCAGGAACAUGGAGCACUCGCUGCGGGAGAAAGCCAAGGCCUUCUGGGCCAUGCGGCGCUCUUACGAGGCCAUUGCCAAGCACAAUCAGGUGGAGGCUACCUGGCUGGAACGGAGAAUCCGGCAGGAGUUUGAAAAGCUUCGAGAGUUCUUAAGAGGGGAGGAGCAGGCCAUCCUGGAUGUCAUGGCCGAGGAGGCGAGGCAGAAGCAGCAUUUGGUGGAGGAGAAGAUGAAGCAGCUCAAGAAAGACACAGAGACUCUAGCCCAUGAGAUUGAGCGGCUGCAGAUGGAGAUGAAGGAAGAUGAUAUUUCUUUUCUCAUGAAACACAAGAGCCGAAAACGCCGCCUCUUCUGCACCAUGGAGCCAGAGCCUGUGCAGCCUGGCAUGCUGAUCAACGUUUGCAAGUACCUAGACUCCCUGCAGUACCGUGUCUGGAAGAAGAUGGUCAUGUCUGUUGAAACUGUGCCCUUCAGCUUUGAUCCCAACACCGCGGCGGGCUGGCUGGCUGUGUCCGAGGACCUCACCAGUGUCACCAACCACGGCUACCGAGUGCAGGUGGAGAACCCGGAGCGCUUCUCCUCGGCGCCCUGCCUGCUGGGCUCCCGCUCCUUCUCCCAUGGCUCCCACGCCUGGGAGGUGGACCUGGGGGGGCUGCCCAGCUGGCGGGUGGGCGUGGUGCGCAUGUGCCUAGAAACUGGCCCCGAGGGCUACUCCCACAGCUGCUACCAGGACACUCGCUCUGGUUUCUGGUACCUGUGCCGCACGCAGGGAGUGGAGGGCGACCACUGCGUGACCUCAGACCCGGCCACAUCACCACUGGUCCCCUCCAUCCCGCGCCGCCUGCGUGUGGAGCUGGAAUGUGAGGAGGGCGAGCUGUCCUUCUACGAUGCUGAGCGCCAGUGCCACCUCUACACCUUCCAUGCCCGCUUUGGGGAGGUGCGGCCCUACUUCUACCUGGGGGGCACCCGGGGGAACGGCCCCCCGGAGCCUCUGCGCAUCUGUCCCCUGCGCAUCACUGUCAAGAAGGAGCUGGAUACCUGAGGCCGGCGGGGAGCCUGCCAGAUGCUGCCCGGGUGUUCUGCCAUGGUCCUGCUUUCUUUCUGUCCCUCUUUCUCAAGCCCACACUCACCUGGACACCUCUCCGUCCUGCUUUCUUGCCGGGAUCUGGCUACUAACUGUCUAACCCUUUUCCGUGGCUCCAGGCCCCAAGCCCCCCUCUUCAUCUUUGGCCUUUUCUGUACCCACAGUUGAACAUCAUCCAGGAGAUAGCUCACGGGCCAGGCUCUCCCCAGAGUCCUGGCAUCUUCGGGAUGUGAAUUUCCUUCCUUCUAACUCCAGGAUUUCUGGAGACAAAGUUUGCCUCUAGAGUAAGACCUGUUUUAAAAAUGUUUUUAAUGUAGGUUUUAUUAUUCAGGUAUGAGGAGGCCAACAGACCAGGAGUCAGCUGCCAUUGAGAAGAGUUUGUUACUUAUUGUUCCUAAGAGGAAGGGCCGUGCUAUGGGGUGGGGGACACAGAGGGAAGCACCAAGUCCCCCUAGGACAGUGGUCGGCAAACUGCGGCUCACGAGCCACAUGCGGCUCUUUGGCCCCUUCAGUGUGGCUCUUCCACAAAAUACCACGUGCGGGCGCGCAUGUACAGUGUGAUUUAAACUUGGUGGCCUGUGCGCAAAAGUCGGUAUUUUGUGGAAGAGCCACACUCAAGCGGUCAAAGAGCUGCAUGUGGCUCGCGAGACACCGUUUGCCGACCACUGCCCUAGGAGGCAGCGGGAGUGACGGGGGUGCAUAAGCAGGAGACUAGUGUUUUCACAGGAAGGAACAGAUGAGGCAGGUACAGGGUGGACAGGUUUAGGAUUGGUUGGUUUAGCUAACCCUGGGAGGGGCAGUUCCCAUAGUCGGUGAGCUCCAGAUUUCAGAGUAUCAAGAAUAUAGAUAUAGAUAGAUAGAUAUAAAUACAGAACCAUGGCUGUGGCUUUGGGGCAGGACCAGGACUCGGCUCACCUGUCACUUUAAACCAGUAUUUUAACACUGCCACAGAGCCUCCCUGGGGGUCCUCGAGGCCCGAGGCGAGGAUGCCCAUCCGAUCAACUCUUAUUUAACUCUUUAUAUUUCUUGGAUGAUUUCCUCUGAACAGAGGGUUCCAGAGCACUUAAAACAAAUUUUAGAACCAUGGUUUAGGCCCGUUCCCUCUCUGGUCCUGGGUUUCCCCGUCCGUAAAUGAGGCAGCGGGACUGGAGGAUGACGUGCUUCCGUAACUGCUGUGGAGGAAACUCCUCGUCGCUGUUACAAAGGUAGGAGAAGGGGAGGAAAGAGGGUGCAGUCCAAUGCGCAGGGAGUGAGAAGGGAAGGAGAUGCUCGUUCUUGUUCUGCUGCCUUUUGUGUUUUUAUCCCGAUUUCUUCUCCCUCUGCCAUGCCUGCCAGCUAUGUACCUCCAUCUUUUUUUCCUCAUGCAUGCCUACAGGUAAUUUUAAUGGUCAAAUCACCAUGUCCCGGGGACAGCAUUGUAAAAGGAAAAUAAUUUUUUAUAGUAGCGAUGUUCUCUCUGGGGGAGUGCGUUCCUGACCGAGGAUUGACAUUCUUUCUCCUGCCUGCGCCCCCGGUUCACAGAAACGGAUAUUUUAUACAGACAUGAUGACUCAAAACUAUAAAUUGGUUAUAAAUGUGGUGAGUACUUUGGCAGGGGGCCAUGGGAAGGAUGUGGUAGGAAAUACCGCUGAGUAAAGGCAAGCAGGUCGGGAGUGGGGAUGCUGACACACUCAUGAGCGGCCCCUCCAGAGGACUCAGACUUGGAAAAGCUCAAAGCACUUUGAUACUAAACACGUGAGGCCAGUGCGCACUCUACAACAAAGUAUUUAUCAAGCCCUUCUAAUAUAAUUUCCAUGUAAUUAUCUUGACUGGAAGUUUUGUUAGUUAUAGUAAACUUUUAAAAAUGUUUUUUAUUUCCAUCUUACAUGUUGGAAAAGUUGUGUGUUUUUACAGCUUGAUUUGGAUAGACUAGGUCCCUUUUAUGAAAAUAAAAAUAUUUGAGCUAAAACCCACUUGUUUUGACAUUUUCCUUUUAGUGUUCUCGUAAGCAAAAGUUCAUCCAUGUUGUAGCAUGUAUUCAACUUUAUUCCUUUUUAUUAUUGGACUAGAGGCCCAGUGCACAAAAUUUGUGCACUGGGGGUGGGGGGUGUCCCUCAGCCCAGCCUGUGCCCUCUCACAGUCCAGGAGCCCUUGGGGGAUGUCUGACUGCUGGCUUAGGCUUGCUCCCUGAGUGGGCCUAAGCCGGCAGUCAGACAUCUUUAGCACUGCCACCACUGCUGCUGCAUUCCCCAGCCAUGGGCCCGGUUUCUGAGCAGCACUCCCCCUGUGGGAGCACACUGACCACCAGGGAGCAGCUCCUGAGUUGAGCGUCUGCCCCCUGAUGGUCAGUGCACGUCAUAGCGACCGGUCAUUCCAUCGUUCAGUCGAUUUGCAUAUUAGCCUUUUCUUAUAUAGGAUAAUAUUCUGUCGUAUGCAUAGACUACAUUUUAGUUAUCCAUUUAUCUUCCCUCGAACCCUCUCCUAUCCUCAUCUUCCACUCUCACUUGUCCCUGGUUCACUCUCCUGCUCAUCACUGCAUUCUGACUGAAGAUGCAGCCUCUGCUUCUCCCAACUUCAGCUCGUCCCAUGUGCUGCUGCCAGACAUUAGCUUCAGCCUCACCCGUCACCUGAGUGACCCCCAGUCCUCCCUGCCCAGGUGCAGUUAGUCCUCCAGGGCAGUGUUUGGAGCUCAUCUUUCCCCAGCUCUGCCUUUGGACCCACACUGCCCGGCCUUCCAUCACACACACUCCCCCUUCCGGCCGGACUUCUGACCCUUCAGACCCAGCCGCCUGGCUUCCUGCAUACAGCUGGUGGUUUGAGUUGGAAUGUCCUGACACCGGUUCUUCUGUCUGUUCUCAUAUUGGCUCCACCGCGUCCGUGCUGUGUCUCCUUGGGCACACGCUUUACUUUCCUGAGUUCAUGUCCCCGUCUGUAAAAGGGGGGCCACCCCCACCUUGUAAAGGUCUGGUGCAGCUGCCUGCACGGUGCUGUCCCACGUGAGCACUUCACAGUGGCAGCCACUGGAAGCGGACAGAGGAGAUCAUGUAUUUUCCCUCAUUGACCACCCCCCCCCCCCGGCCCCCCGCCUAACUCCCCAUCACGCCCACAUCAGCCACCAGUUAUGUGUUGGGUCAGAAUUAAGUGUGCUGUGGGCAUCUUCCUUGCUUCCUCCUGUGUGUGGUGGGUGAAAUUUCUCUCAAGAAUCUGUUGAUGAGAAUACUGGAACUCUCUCAUGACCCCCGUAGUUUGUGAAGUGGCAGUACCAGGAUCUUCAGCACGGAGUGACUGUGCCAUCCUGGAGUUUACCCUUAAAGUGACAUUCAGAGCCCUCUCACCUUUGCCACCAUUCUCUGCACAGACUGCCCAGCCUCCCAGAGCCCCAGGCACAUGCGCAUCCCUGGGAGCUGCUUGGUAGUUAUGCCCGCAGGGCCUGUGCCCUCCCAAAUAUGCCUUCAGUUGUCCUUGAAGUGGUGCCUUCUGAGACCUCCCUGGGCUGCCACUGCACGUUGUCCGUUCUGCUGAAAGGUUCCUUGGUGGCAGAGCUGCUUCUGCUGUCCUCCCCCAUGGAAACGGGUGCAGGAAGCAGCCCUCUUCAUCUCCUGCCAGUUCCAGAGACGCUGCCGGGCGUAGCAAAUGCGUACUGAGUUGUAUAGCCGAGGUUGGGGAGGCUGUCCCUGAAAACUCCACAGGACCGGCAGCGUCUUCAGUAAGGAGAACAUGGCCCAGAGCCUAAAACUCCGUUUCCUGGUUCCAGACACCAACUGUAUCAGGAGCUGCCUGGACCUUUAGAACCUCUGCUCCCAUCUAAGAUGAGGAUUACGAUUUCACCUCAGGCUGUUGUGAGGAUUAAAUCAGGCAGUUCUUUUGGUACAAAUGCCAUGUGUGCUAUCUUAAAUAGUAUAGACUUAAUGAUAGAUGUUGGCUAAUCCUUCGGAAGGUGGGACGUUCUGAAUGUUGAUGUUGUGUUUCACGUUAAUAAAGAAUCCCAAAGGAAAUUGAGACAUCUAAGUUAUCUGUAUUAGGAGUGCCCCAAUUUCUUGAGAUUUUUAACAAGGAUGUGUACAUAAAACUUACGUUUCUGAAAAAUUUCAAUAACAUGGGAAAUGGUUAUGUUGUACUAACCAAGAAAAACAGGAUUCAGAGUUAUGCCUACAGACAUUCAACACACACAAAAAAGACAAGCGGGCCCUGGCCAGUGUGGCUCAGUUGAUUGGAGCAUCGUCCUGUGCAUCGAAGGGUCACAGGUUUGAUUCCCAGUCAGGGAAAUACCCAGGUUGUGGGUUUGAUCCCUGUUCUGGGCAUGUACAGGAGGCAACUGAUUGAUGUUUCUCUCUCACAUCAAUGUUUCUGUUUCUCUCCCUUUCCUUUCCUCUCUAAAAGCAAUAAAAGCACAUCCUUGGGUGAAGAUUUUUUUUAAAAGACAGGUGGGAUCUUGUCUCUAAUUUUUGGGUACUAUUUGAUUAGAGCAUUCAUUUAUGUGGCUGUAAAUUCCAAAAGUACAGAAAGUACUAGAACAGUCUCCCACUUUUUCCCACUCAGCUCCCCUCCUUGUGGACAAUCAUACUACCAUUUAAAAAAAUCCUUCCAGAUAGAUUCUGUGCACAGUAAUAUGGUUUAUGAGUAUAUCUGGUUCUCCCAAAACACUGUAAUUUAAAAGCAGAUAUUCUAGAUCUGUAUCUCUAAGCAACCCAACAAGAGGAGAAAAAUAAGGGAUAUUAAAAUAAUUUCAUCAUGGGUAUCUUCAUGUAGUAAGUUCCACUGGUGGAUUGAGCUUUUUGUUCUCAUUUUAACUAUUUCACCUGAGGGUUGUUGUUUUUUUUUAAUAUAUUUUUAUUGAUUUCAGAGAGAAGGGAAAUGUAGAGAGGUAGAAACAUCAAUGAUGAGAGAGAAUCACUGAUUGGCUGCCUCCUGCAUGUUCCACCCUGAUGACCAAACCUGCAACCCAGGCAUGUACCCUGACUGGGAAUCGAACCGUGACCUGCUGGUUGACGCUCAACCUCUGAGCCAUGCCAACCGGGCACACCCUAGGGUUUUAAAACGGGGAAAAACUAGGUGGAAUCUAGUUGCCCCUGACAUUAGAAGAUAAACCUCAAACCUGAGACCUCAAUUUACAUUUAGAAAAGCUCAGUCCUCACAAAAAUAUCUAGUGACCUAAAUAGGCUAGUGGUUAGGAGGUUGGGAUAUGGGAUUGGACAAGCUGGGUUCACUCACUCAACCACUGUGACCUUGGGAGAGUUACUUAACCUCUCAGUGCCUUAGUUUCCUCGCGUGAAAGAGGGAGAUAAUAUGAUACCUUAAGAUUCAUGGAGACAACCUACCUCCUAAGGUGGUUAUGAGAUUAAAUGGGCAAAUGUGUGAAACACUUAGAAUAGGGUCUGGUUCAUGCUUGGCAGUUGUGAGUCUCCUAUUGUGUGACCUGGCCCUGCUACUAAAGAGCUGUGAGACUUCAGAUAAACUUCGGUAAGCAGGGAAACUAGGCCACUUGCAUAUUGUUUUCGAGGUCUUUUCCAAUUCUAAAGUCCUGUGUAUUGUGUCACUAGCAAAAGCCUAGUUUCUUGCAUGCAGCAGGGAGUGCCGCUGACCAAUAUUCAGCAACCUCGGUGUGGUGCCAGGAGCUUUGCCUCCAGUUUUGAGUCUAGAGAAAAAGAAGCCUACGGAGUCUUAACGUCUGACGUAUAGAAAAGGUUCUUCUAGAGAGGAGCAGGUCUCGGGAAAUCGUUCCUUAAAUUAGUAGCCAGCCGUGCACAAUACAACUGUAUUGUCAUGUCCCAGUGAUGGCUCAUGUGCUUGCCUGUAUGUGCCAGACUGUGGAUGUCAGAUACUGACUCACAUCUACCAUGAAUAUGAUCUCAGCGGCAGCAGAGCUAUUUGGAUCGGGCCAAACGAUGACUGUUUGUGGUGGGGGUUGUAGCAUCUCCCUUCAAGCUUUCAGAAAGAAAAUGCAGCGUCUUACACUGACCUGUGCCUCCCAUUCCUUCCCCUGGCGACGAUUGGAGGACCAGGCAAGACAGAGUCAAUGACCCUUACAGCCCGAUGCCUUCAGGCGGAAGGAAGCCCUCCUGCGCUGGAUGCUCUUUGUCCUUGGUGGUGGGUGUCACUCGGUGGGUUUCUUUUGCUAGGGAACAGGCUGGGGAAGAUGGGAGGCUUUGGUUUCUAUGGAUACUGGGAUAGCUUGGAUUUGCAUAAUAUAUUUCGGAGAACAGACAAUCUGGGAACAAUGUGGACCCAGGAGGAACAUACCGGCACAUGGAAACAAGUUGGGUGGUCAGGCUCCAUUGCAGCCCUCCUCCAGGGACAGCCUGGGAUCCAACCCUCUUUCUUUGGAGAGGUGGCAACGUGGAGCCCUGAGGAUCAAGGGAGGCAGUGGAUGAACAGCGUCCCCCACAGGGCACAGCACACACUUGGGGCUCAACAAAUGCUCAGGCUCUUGCCUCCCCCUUUAUGUCAGCCCUGGGCUAGAGGGGUCCUUGAUGAACUCUACUAGCCUAUGAAAUUUCCUUGUUUACUUACAAAGCAUUCCACAUGUGCCCUCUCAUAUUAAUCUCCUCUGCCACCUAAUGACUAUGUGAGAUAGGCUCAAGAGGCUGGAAGACAAGUCCAAGGUCACAUGAGUGAUUGAUAGCAGAGCCAGACCUCAAUCCCAGGCCUAUAGUGACAUCCACAAAUCCCAAAACAUCUAGGUUUUACAGCAAUAAAUGUGACAUGAUUGUGGCAGUUCAGCUUGUAUGGGAAAGGGAGUGUGGAUAAAAAGAGAUGGGAGCUAGAAAUACUGGAGGUAAGACGGUCAGGACGAUUGUGAAGAAUGGACCAGGUGAAGGAAGUCAGGAGAGCCAUGGUGACCUGGUUUCUGGCUUUCGUGGUGUGUUCGUCACGGAGGCUUUUGUGGUGUGUCAGAGACUGGAGGAAGCAGGCGGGUUUAGUGUUCUGUGUGGGAACAUUGUGGUGGAAGAGAAGACCGUUAGAUACAGCUCUGUAGCUCUGCAUCUGUAUGGGAGAUGCAGAGUGAGGAGUUGGCAGGGUUGUCUUGUUGAAGCUACUGGAGUCUGCGCUCUCACAUGGCGGUUGUCUAGAGCAGCGGUCGCCAACCGGUGGUCUGUGAGGUCCGAACGGUUGGUUGGCAACCGCUGGUUUAGAGUAAAAGGAGCGGGACAGGUCUUGGGAGCAUUGAUACAUUUAGAGGUGGGCCGAGAUCUCUGGGUUAAAGACUCAAGAAGUGAAUAGAGAAGCAGAAGCAGAGAAGGUGAUGGGAAAGAAAACAAAACAAAACAAAA
Messenger RNA from Myotis daubentonii (Daubenton's bat), 8880 nucleotides. RefSeq names its product tripartite motif containing 35 (gene TRIM35). Gene Ontology annotation, molecular function: protein binding; zinc ion binding. Lineage: Eukaryota; Metazoa; Chordata; Mammalia; Chiroptera; Vespertilionidae. The record is from RefSeq and is a predicted model, not a curated record.